AUGACGUCACAUGGACCAGAAUGUCGACUGCUGACUCAUACCGAUGGACAAGUCGGUAGAUCCAGAAGACGAACAAGUCACAAGAUGAAUGUCAGACCAAGCCUACUUCUUUCUGGAGUUCUCUUCUUCUACUUUCUUCCUGUGGAAAGUUCUGGAGAUUCCGGGAUAACAGAAUUGAAAGUUCGGAUAGAUGGUCAGGAAGUUGAUCUCGGAAUACCGGGGUUUAACAGUCCCGAGCAGAAUACAACACUCCGUAUGAACGAAGAUUUUGAAUUCGUACAAGAUCUAGACAACAUCAAAGAUUCGGAAUUACUGCAGAAUGAGUUGAUAAAGAGACUAAGACGAAGUUCCGUUAUGCAGUAUGACAGAAAAGGUCCGGCUUGUUUUAAUAGAUUGGAGAAAAUGAAACAAGGGGCCAAAAACAUGGCGGUCCAGUAUGCUAUUUUGGUGGAUAAAGGACAAACAGCUCAGAUGACUUGUCAUUUCUGUCAAGAUGAAACUACGGAUAAAUUCAAACCUAUGAACUGGUACAAGUUAAACCGUGCUCAGGAUGGGUAUUAUCGCUUUAACGAAAUAGGAUUAGAUAUGCAUGACAAUCCCAAGAAAAAUCGAAGGUCGAAAACAGUUGACCAUACUUUGACUAUCAAACGAGCUACUGAAAAUGAUGUUGGAUCCUAUUUCUGUCAUGAUUUCAAAAAAGCCGAUCGUCUAAUCGGAAGAAUUAUGGACGCGGAUGAUAUUAAGUCCAUAUUGUCCGAUACUUCAAGCUUCCGAUUUUUAUACCAUUUAGACGUAAUGAGAUCAUCUGAUGCCGAGAUAAAAGAAGUUGAUCACAACCUCCGACUGAUUACGGAAUGGCAGAAAUGGGGUCCUUGUAGUAAAUGUGGUCAACCAGGAGUACGAAAGAGAUUGGGCUUGUGUAUUGUGGAGAAAAAAGAUGUCAAAUACAAAUGUUCACCGUGGUUUGUAGAAAGUGUCAUGGCGUCCAACCCAACUGGUAUACCGUGUCGUUCUACUAUUUUCACUAAUCACAUCAACGUCGAUCAUCGGUCUGAUGAAAUUGUGAAAGAACCAUGCGUUGAGAGAUGUACAAAAAAGAAAAAGAAGGAAACUUCGAAUGUAGCCAAACUAAAUGAUGUUAUGUUCCGGAAACAGAAAGUUGGUUUUGCAGGUAACGCUGUUCGUGUUAUAUAUGGUAGGGAACUCAAGAUGAGCUGCCCAGGAGCCAAUUUGGAUACAACAGUUACCUGGUUCUUUAAAGAUAAACCUCUAGAAGCAGCCGCUCUGGCCAAGAGAACAAAGGGUCGAAUGACAAUUGAUAUACAUAAUGUUUUAACCAUAAAGAAACUAGAGCUGACUGACUCGGGCAAAUACGUUUGUGCGAUGAAUAAAAAGAAAAAGGUGGAAAUUGUAUUAGAUGUUUUUAUGGACAAUACAGUGGAACUAUGGGAGUACAGUUUAUACCUAUUGGCCACCUACCCCAUAAACUUAAUGAUAUUCCUCUCGUUGUUGGUCGUCAGGCACCGACAAUAUAAAGUUGGGGUGGUCCUAACUGAGAAAAAGAUUAAAAUGCUGGAAGGCAUGAGUAGCAGCGAAUCAUCAUCUGACGAUGAAUUUUAG
This is a messenger RNA of Lottia gigantea (owl limpet), 1620 nucleotides long. RefSeq lists its product as hypothetical. Bases 1 to 1620 code for a protein of 539 amino acids. Lineage: Eukaryota; Metazoa; Mollusca; Gastropoda; Lottiidae. The transcript has 14 exons. The record is from RefSeq and is a predicted model, not a curated record.